AUUUAAAACCGGAACAAACGAAAACAAAAAGCAGGGACCAGCUGUGGAGUGUGUCUGCUUUCCCUGGAGUGUUUUGAGCACUCUCACGGAGAAGCGCUGGCCGUGAAACAGCAUCGUCUAAAGGAGCACAACUGGACCCAGAGUAAUGGCACAUUAGCAAAAACCCAACAGUUUAAUGCUUUUAUUUUUUCAACACCUUUUCUCGCCUUUAUUACUUUAAGUUGUGAUGGAGGGUUUCGGUUGUGCCAGCUUGAGGAUGAGGAGGAGGAGAAGCAGCAGCGGGGCAGCCGGGCUGCUGUGGCCGCUGCUCGGUGCGUGUCUCUGGGCUUCGGUGGUCGGGUACAAGCCGGUGAUCAUCGUGCACGGUUUGUUCGACAGCUCAGGGGAUUUUAUAAACUUACAGCGGUUCAUUAAGAAGUCUCAUCCAGGGACGAACGUGACCGUCAUCGACCUGUUUGACAGGGGCGCGAGCCUGGAGCCCAUGUGGAAACAGGUGAAGGGAUUCAAGGCAGCUAUCUACCCAAUAAUGCAAAACGCAGCAGAUGGGGUCCACUUUAUCUGCUACUCUCAAGGCGGUCUGGUUUGCAGAGGGAUCCUCUCCACUCUGUCUGACCACAACGUCCACUCCUUCAUCUCCCUGUCCUCACCUCAAGCCGGGCAGUAUGGAGACACAGACUACUUAAAGUACCUCUUCCCUCAGUUUGUGAAGGCAAACCUCUACCACUUCUGUUACACCGCAUUAGGUCAGAUGAUAUCCAUCUGCAACUAUUGGAACGACCCCCACCACAGAGACCUCUAUGUCAACAGCAGUGAUUAUCUGGCUUUGCUCAACAGUGAGAGACCCAACCCAAAUUCAACAGAAUGGAAGAAGAACUUCCUCAAAAUCAAAAAGCUGGUACUGAUUGGAGGACCGGACGAUGGAGUCAUCACGCCCUGGCAGUCGAGCCAGUUUGGAUUUUAUGACGACAACGAGACGGUUGUUGAAAUGCAGCACCAAGAUCUGUACUUGAGAGAUGUUUUCGGGCUGAAGACGCUGGCGGCUCGCGGAGAUCUGAUCCUCUGCUCUGUUCCCGGCGUUCAGCACGUCUGGUGGCACUCCAACGAGACCGUGUUCCACACAUGCAUGGAGAAGUGGCUGGUGUAGCACAAAACCUCUUCACAGCACACACAUGCAGACGGACACACACAAAAACACACAAAAACGGUCGACCUCUACAGCCUCGGUUAUAGUGUCUUCUGUAGGACAUGAGCUGAUAUUUUGGGGGGAUUACAGCUGUGAAAGAUCAUUUGGUGAUGUCAGGAUUUAUUUUAAACUGUCUUUCAUUUUCAUCUUAUUUAACAUUUAAGGAGAAAGUUUAACAUUAGGGGAAAAGAUUUUGUUACCUCUCUCUCUUUUAUGUGUACAAUACAUGUUAGGCUAUACCAGAAGCAGGUUAGCUUAGCUUUGCACAAAUAAUGGAAAUAAAGGGAAACAUCUAGCCUGCUUGUGUGUGACAAGGACAAAACCAGCACUUUUAACUUCACUCACUAACUUGUUCAUUUUAUUUGUCUGAAUAAAGUAAGCGUAAAAUGACAUUGGCAACUAUUAGUGGUGACUACUAGUGGGUUAAGAAGGUACUGCAGGAAGGCUACAGUCAUGAUUGACAGAUUGAUAGAUGGAUACUUUGUUGAUUUGUAUUCAAAUUUUGUUUUAUAAUAGCAUAAUAAAGAGUACAAAAUAGUUCAGUCUGCAAUAAUUAAACAACAUAGCUAAAGUAAAAGUGGUAAAAGUAUCACAGGUGCCUACUGAGGACCUUAUGCUGUGAGAUUUCACACAUAGACAGUGAUUUAAAAAAAACAAAAAACAGAAUACAAAAUAAAAAUGAGGUUAAGGAGAGUAGAAAGUAUCACACUGCAGAUUGCUUUAAUAAAUAAUAUGUACUCUAUAAAUGUAAGAAACAUGUGGAGGAAUGGUUAAUCUGCAGAUAUUUCCUGGAGUCCAGCUACCAACAUAAUGUUGUCAGCAUUUUAAAACCCCAAAAAUAUCACCAUCACAAUUAGAUUUUUGGGUGCAUUAACAAAAAAACAUUUAACAUGUUAUUCAGUGGGAUUAAGAGUGCUGGUAGGCAGAUUUAAUGCAAUUCAUUAAUUCAUUUUUAAUGAUAACACAGAUCCAGGCUAGUGGCUUUCAGCUGCUAUGUUGAGCUAACGCUCUCCAUUUAUUCCCACUGAUGUCACCUUUGCAAACAACGUGAGUCCGGCCCUCACCGUCAUACGUAGAUGGUAUGAAAGAUGUACGUUUCUAAGGUUGUUAUAACUAAAACUAAACUAAAAAUUAAAACUACAUAUUAAUAAAAUAAAAUGAACUAAAACGAAUUAAAAAAAUAGAGGAAAUGAUGAUGGACGGAGAUGUUUACUGAGACUGUGGAUGUCUACAUCGAUUGAAACUAAUAAAAACUAAAACUAACAUUUUUAAACAAUAAAACCUUCAGAACUGAAUUAAUUUAUCCAACCCUGGAGAUACGUACAUGUUUUAUACUGUCUGCGAUGUAGUUUCGGCUUGUCGUGCACGUCUUGUUCUUGUUUGGGUGGGUUGUAUCAGUACAGGGAUCAGGGAUUUCCAUACAAAUUUUCAAACUGCUUGAAAGGUUAAGAUUUUCUGGAGAAACAUUUACCAUAAUCUAACCUGUAGCAUUAUCUCGACCAAGGCUUGAUUCAUAAAGGGGGGAAAAAGCACAUUUCCCAAAAUGUUACACUUCUCCUUCAUGUAUUUAUUUUAAAAAACCCACAUUGUUGCUUUUGGAGAAAUCCAGCACAUCGCUGCCUGUUUGCUGAUGGCUGUCAGAAGGGGUUUUAGCUGCUUUUCUGACUUUAAAGGAGCACUCCAACAAUUUUUCAUUGUACCAUUACAAGGGACAAGAGUGCUAGCAGUCAUCGUAGCAGAGGAUUAAGGAUAUGUUGAAUUUUAUUUACAAGUGUGAGUCUAGUUUGUUGUUACGUUCUUCCUGCCUGUUUCAUGGCAAACCUCCAGUUUUAAUGCGGGCUAUGAGGUAAGUGAGCUGUAAUUGUCCAGCUGAGCGUAUAUGAGUGUAUCAGACAGUGUGCGUCUGCUCCAUCAAACAUACCUCAAAGCCGCCACGCAAACACGACAGUGCCUGAGCGACGUUAAGUCGUCUACAUGUUGAGACUUACUGCCCCGCUUGUCUCGCGUUGAGUCAUUUAUAUGUUUUUCAUUCCUCCAUCUUUAACCCCGGUGUCUAAUUCAGAGUGAGCCUCCGAUCUUAUCAUCAGUUUAUUGUAACUAUCAUGCAGUGCUUUGGAGCUUUACUCCAUCGCUUUUGUAGAUGAAGCCUUAAUUUUUUCCCCCCUACAUGCCUCAGUAUUUCAUGGCCAUUACCAAAGUGCUACGAUACACUGCCUUUAGUGACGGUGCUAAAAACAAUGAUAGGGAGGGGUGGCAUUGGGCAUAAUAAGACUAGAAAGUGGCAGUGAUAUGUUAGUGUUUACUGGUCCACCGAACCUCCCAUCACAUUUAGAUAUCUCAGGCCUUUUAGCAACCUUCAUGUUCCUACUUUUCUGUUGUUUAAGGGAUUCAUUUGUAAUACUUUUAAUUUAUACUUGUCUUAUAUUUCUCAAAAGGACAAAAAGCGGAGCGUGUAUUUGAAAUAUAAAACAGAAAAGAAACUUAAUGGUUAAGGAUGAAUUGCACAUUGUAAAGAGAAGGGAUGUUGUUGAGAUAGGGAUGGUUUUAUCUGUGUUCAAGCUACUAUGUUAAUGUUAUUGCAUCUGUUGUUCAUGUAUGCUCGUGCAAAGCCAGAGCUGACCUGACCGCAUUAGAUGUGGAUAGAAGCAAUGUCUCACUCUGUUUAGUUUUCUUAUUAAACAAAAAAUAAAUGGGGAUAUGGACACUUUUUUAAAUCCUAAAACAUACAGUACUAUUUUAACAGUUUCUACCGUGUUUGUGCUAUAAAUGAACAGGUGUCAAAUGCUGUCAGGUCUUCAAUAAAAGACAGUGUUGAGCA
Haplochromis burtoni (Burton's mouthbrooder) is the source of this 4001-nucleotide messenger RNA. It is a transcript of the gene ppt2b, whose product is annotated as palmitoyl-protein thioesterase 2b. The transcript is spliced from 8 exons. The coding region runs from base 227 to 1144 and encodes 305 amino acids. Gene Ontology annotation, molecular function: thiolester hydrolase activity. The record is from RefSeq and is a predicted model, not a curated record. Gene Ontology annotation, cellular component: lysosome. NCBI's taxonomy places the organism in Eukaryota, Metazoa, Chordata, Actinopteri, Cichliformes, Cichlidae.